AUGCCACUUCGCCCAGAAAGAGUGCAAGAAAGUCUACGGGAGCUUCAAGCGACUGAACAUGUACCGCGUGUAUCUCUUUUCUCAAGCCAUUCCCUCCGCGACGGUGUCCAAACCCUCAAGCAGAAUGAGGGCAGGCCCAUCUCACCUCCUACAUCGUACAAGCCAGAACCGUUGUCCUCAUCACUAAAUUCGAAUUCCUCAAAUAUCAUUAGCAGACAUUCGCACCACGAUUUGAACAACUCGCAGAUUCGUUCAGAGAGACUUUCGUUGGCAGAGCCCGAAGAGACCCGCUCGUCGUUCACGACUUCGCCAUCUGCCAAGGAGGUUUUCUCCACGUCGCCCUCGAAGCUUGAUGUCAGCGGCAGCAAUCAAAUGGUCAGGGGUAUCUCUAUGUCUACCUUCAAGGAAGACUCGAUGGAGAACGACAUUUCUGCUGUCGUGUUGAAAGGCUUCGCAGAUCUCAAAUAUGCCAAGCAUGAGAAUGAAGAACAGCGUCGAGAGAUCGCUUAUCUUCGCUCACAGCUCAAUGUUGUGAAGAACGAGAAGGGAGAAGUAAUGCAGCGCUUGAACGGUGUCAAGGACGCAGCUCGGAAAGCCAUAGCGUCCAAUUCCAAGAGUCUUGAAGAAAUGCGAACGACGCUCCAAGCGCUAAAGCAACAGUCCGAAUUGGCAUUUGCCUUCGCUGUACAAGCGCGUUCGUCUUUGCCCGAUGUAGUUGAUAUGCGAUGCAUCAUUGAAAACAGUGCCAAAAAAUAUGAUCUGCUAUUCGACGGCGAUGGCAACAUGACCCGAGCAGCGGAGGUGAAACAGAUCAUUACCGAACUGCAAAUGGAAUCGAGACAGGCGAAUGAUCUCCUGCACGACAAACUGACCGAGCUAGCUUCACAGCUUAUUGAAGCUAAGGAUCGCAUACAAGCUGUCGAGAAGCUUCAUGCAGACAGCAAUGAAUCUUUGAAGCAGUCCAAUAUAACAAUUCUUGAGCAAGGAAAGGCAUUGGGUCAGACGCAGAAAGAAUUAUCUGAUACACUACGAAGUUGUGCCGACCUGAAUGCCACAACAGUUAUGUUGAGAGAAGAAGCGGCAAAGCUGAACAGAUAUGUGCAUGACAAGGACGAAGCUAUCAAUCUAGCUAGGAGCCUGGAAAAGAAGAAUGCACAGCUUCACUCGAUUGUCGAAGAUAAGGACGGCAGAUUGCGCGCGCUUUCCUCGAUAAAAGAUGAGCUCAUUACAUCUGUCGCCACGUCGAACGAACAAAGAAUGGAGUGUGACAACUUGAAAAAGACACUGAGUGAACAUGUCCAAACUAUCGAACGUCUCAAACUCAGGCUGCAACAAAUGGAAAUACGACUCAAGGUUCUCCAAGAACGCUUCGUAGAUCAAGCCACCACUUUGAAGCUCGCAAAAGAAGCAAACAGCGACGCUCAGGAGAAACAUUUCUUGGUUGAGAAGAACUGUACCAGCGCCCUCGAACAGUCCAACAAGACUCAACGUGAGAUCGCCAUCAUUGGCGAACGAAACAACUUUUUACAAAAGAUGCUCCACGAUGCCGAGCAAGAAACGAAACGUUUUCAAGAAUUGCUCACCAAUGUCAAGGCAGAAUAUGAAGGGCGCAUGGAGGCGGUUCGAGAGAAAGCUCUUUCUGAUGUUCAGAACGCCAAAGAGAUGGCUUUUCAGGCGGAGCAACGUCUCACUCAAGCUCAUACGGACGCAGACAACGCUCGUUCUCGCAUUGUUUCAAUCUCUCGUGAACUGGAUGUACUGAAGGCGCAGUCCCAGGAUGCUUUACAAAUCUCUUCCAUAAAGCAGAGCGAUAUCGAUGCUCUCAAUCUACAAAUUGGAGUUCUGAAGGCCGAGAGGGCUUUACUUACCGAACGUGCUGACACAAUCGUGAUUCGAUACAAAGCUGACGACCUAUCGAAUGAGGAGAGGAUGCUUGUGGAAACUUUGUUCAAGGAAUACGAGUCUCUUCAAGAGGACACAAUUUUAGAAAAGCAAAACGAGCUUAGAAGGAGCGUGAACAAAGUCAUGGAAUUGGAAUCGAAAAUCGUGUAUCUAGAGAAGAGUUUGGCACGACAUCUAAAUAUCGAGAAGCUUGAACCCAGCAUGCCAGGGGACAAAUCGAUUUCAGCAUCAGAAAAGUCUAUCCUCCCAUUAGAGAACUUCAUGUCGUCGAGUUCGGGUGUAGAGAAUUUUAGAGCACCUGACAGUGACUCGGGGCCGUCUCAACACGAUGGCGCAUCAGCAGACGAUAUCCCAGCCAAUGCGCAUCAGAGUCUCACAGAGUCUGGUGCUCUUCGUCAUCCAGCAACCAAUUUUUCUACUCCAAACCGAUCAACAAGGGAGCAAGUUGACACAGAACAGUCUGUGCAACACAAACGCUUGAAGAAGUCUGAACGAACGUUCGCUAGCCUCAAUAGCGAAUCUUCCAUCCUCUCCGAGCCAGAAGAUGAACCACCUGUUCGCAGAAUAGGAAAACGCGGUCCGAACCCACAUCCGGAAGACACAGCCGAUACCGAAAGGCCUAGCAGACGCUUGAAAACUGCUUCCCUCCUCACUGGGGCUCAACAGGGCGAUUCUUCGGGGAAGACUACUACUGCGCCAAUCACAAAAGCAAAACCCCGCAAACGCAAGUGA
Molecule: messenger RNA, 2634 nt
Organism: Heterobasidion irregulare TC 32-1
Lineage: Eukaryota; Fungi; Basidiomycota; Agaricomycetes; Russulales; Bondarzewiaceae
Exons: 20
Coding region: 1-2634 (877 amino acids)
Source: RefSeq, a predicted model, not a curated record